This is a messenger RNA of Camellia sinensis, 641 nucleotides long. The record is from RefSeq and is a predicted model, not a curated record. Lineage: Eukaryota; Viridiplantae; Streptophyta; Magnoliopsida; Ericales; Theaceae.
AGCAAGAAAUGGCCAAAAGAUCUCGGAUCAAAAACCUUCUAACCGCGACCUCAGCCGAGAUACCGAGCGUCACCACCCGCUCCCCGGCUGCCGGUCAAUCGAGUGCAGCCGUGGUAGCCCUUGCUUCUCCAGCUCCAGCUGCCGGGCAAUCUGCCAGAGAAGCGCGCCGGGCUGGAAAAAGACCAAGGGCAGAUCCCUCCGCCGAGCUCGUCGCCGAGCUGACAACCGAACAUCCAGCUGAAACUCCUGCUCCCGUGCCCGCUUGGCGUCCUCAGCUGAAGCACCGGGGACAGGACAUCCCGGCGACUGCUUCGAUCAAGGCAGACAAAGAACAUUUGCUUGCCUUCGAUCUCUCCAAAGCAUUUCUCCUACCGGGCGACGUGGUAGGCAGUGACCACGUCCCUGACACCCGGCUGGUAAAAUCUUCCGUGAAGUCCAUGGCCAGGGCCAUUCAGAAACAACAUUUGGUCUUGGAGCGCAUCCACCGGCUUAGGCAGAGAGCCAACGACACUGCCAGCCAGGUUGAAAGCCUUCAAGCCGAUCUCGGCCGGGCUAAAGCUUCUCUCGAGAUGGCCAACAAUGAUAAUAACAGGCUGCUCGGUCAACUGAAUGCAGCCGAGAAAAAACAAAACGAGCUCUAG